AUGAUCACGAAUCAACAAAAAUGUUACGACUGUUGGGCUUUUCUCUCUUCCCGUCCAUCACCUACCACAAUGCGCGAAGUCAUCUCCAUUCAUGUCGGACAAGCUGGUGUCCAAAUUGGCAAUGCUUGCUGGGAGCUCUACACUCUCGAGCACGGGCUGAGCCCUGAUGGUCGCAUCCAAGAGGGUUCCCCAUCUCACUCUGACAACGGGUUUUCAACUUUCUUCUCUGAAACGGGCUCUGGGAAGCACGUCCCCCGCUCGCUCUACGUAGAUCUUGAGCCUGGUGUCAUUGACGAUGUCAAGUCGGGCCCAUACCGCUCACUUUUCCACCCAGAGACGAUGAUCACUGGCAAGGAGGACGCCGCUAACAACUACGCUCGUGGCCACUACACCGUUGGAAAAGAGCUCAUCGACCCUGUGAUGGACAAGGUUCGCCGCCUUGCUGACAAUUGCUCUGGUCUGCAGGGCUUCUUUGUCUUCCAUUCGUUCGGUGGUGGAACUGGCUCUGGUUUCGGUGCCCUCCUCCUCGAGAGGCUCUCCACGGACUACGGAAAAAAGUCCAAGCUUGAGUUCUGUGUGUACCCCGCACCUCAACUCUCCAGCUCUGUUGUCGAACCUUACAACUCCGUUUUGACGACCCACACAACUCUUGAGCACUCUGACUGCUCGUUCAUGGUUGACAAUGAGGCUAUCUAUGACAUCUGCAAGAAAAACCUCGGUGUUUCCUCCCCCAGCUUCUCCAACCUCAACCGCCUCAUCGCCCAAGUUGUAUCCUCCAUCACCGCGUCUCUUCGCUUUGACGGAUCCCUAAACGUCGAUUUGAACGAGUUCCAGACUAACUUGGUGCCAUUCCCGCGUAUCCAUUUCCCGCUGGCUACCUAUGCGCCCCUCUUGUCUGCUGAGAAGGCUGGCCAUGAGCAAAACUCGGUCGCCGAGAUGACCUUUGCCUGCUUCGAACAUGGCAACCAGAUGGUUAAAUGUGAUCCUAAGGAGGGCAAAUACAUGGCGUGCUGCCUGCUCUACCGCGGUGAUGUUGUCCCCAAAGACACUCAAGCUGCGGUUGCCAGCAUCAAGACCAAGCGCACGAUCCAGUUCGUCGACUGGUGCCCAACUGGCUUCAAGAUGGGUGUCUGCAACGAGCCCCCCGCCUGCGUCCCUGGAGGUGAUCUUGCCAAGACCACUCGCAGUCUUUGCAUGCUUGCCAACACCACCGCCAUCUCCGCUGCUUGGGGUCGUCUUGACUACAAGUUUGAUCUCAUGUACUCCAAGCGUGCCUUCGUGCACUGGUAUGUUGGUGAGGGUAUGGAAGAGGGUGAGUUCUCUGAGGCUCGUGAAGAUCUUGCUGCGCUGGAGAAGGACUACGAGGAGGUUGGCACGGAUAGCGCUGACGCCGAAGAGGAGGGCGAGUAUUAG
Messenger RNA from Mycena indigotica, 1413 nucleotides. Its product is annotated as Tubulin alpha chain. Gene Ontology annotation, cellular component: spindle; cytoplasm; nucleus. Bases 1 to 1413 code for a protein of 470 amino acids. The record is from RefSeq and is a predicted model, not a curated record. Gene Ontology annotation, biological process: nuclear division; nuclear migration by microtubule mediated pushing forces; mitotic cell cycle. Lineage: Eukaryota; Fungi; Basidiomycota; Agaricomycetes; Agaricales; Mycenaceae. The transcript has 10 exons. Gene Ontology annotation, molecular function: structural constituent of cytoskeleton; GTP binding.